Molecule: messenger RNA, 1428 nt
Organism: Aspergillus oryzae RIB40
Lineage: Eukaryota; Fungi; Ascomycota; Eurotiomycetes; Eurotiales; Aspergillaceae
Exons: 5
Coding region: 1-1428 (475 amino acids)
Biological process (GO): transmembrane transport
Molecular function (GO): transmembrane transporter activity
Source: RefSeq, a predicted model, not a curated record
AUGUUUCGAACUCAUGUCGAAGAGCAACAUAAAGCGCCAUGGGGCCAUGCCUGGCGAUCAUCCAACACCUUCAUCACCUGUACAAUGAGUCUAGCAAUGUUCACCGAUGAGCUUCUCUUCGCCUUCAUGAUACCAUUGCUCCCGACGGUGCUCGAGCAUCGAAUCGGCCUCCCGCCAUCACUGACACAAAGAUACACGUCUAUUUUCCUCGCCGAGGGAGCAUUCGUAUCCGUCGUGUCAAGUCCAUUUAUCGGCGCAAUCGCCGACGCAGUCUCUAGUAAAAAGACCCUCUUACUGAUCCUCCUUGUACUGGCCUUGGUCAGUACGGCUUGUUUAUCACUCGCGUCCCAAUUGGUAUGGCUAUUUAUCGGUCGCUUCUUCCAAUGCAUCACCAGCAAUGCAUUAUGGAUUGUAGGCAUGUCAACCAUGGCCGAGAACCUCGGAAGCGAGCACAUGGGCAAGAUCUCCGGGUUAACGACUACCCUCACAGCCACAGGAACCACCACGGGACCUGUGCUUGCAGGACUAUUAUUCGAACUGGGUGGUUACUGGUGUGCGUGGACCGGCGCGGCUGCUUUUCUCCUGCUGGAUAUCAUUAUGCGUCUCAUCAUGAUCGAGAAGCGGGUCAAACCCCACCAAGGAAAUGAGGACGAGAACGAGGACGGGGAGCAAGACCCUCUAUUGCAGAAUCAACCACCCCGAUUAGAAGAAGACGGCGAAGGGUCUGGUUCAGAGGUGCGCGGAUGGCGCUUCCACGUCCGUCUAUUCCGCGUACCACGUUUCUCGGCCGGGGUUUUCUGCGCCUUCGUUUAUGCUGUACUGGUUGGUUGCUUUGAAAGUACGCUGGCUGUGCACGUGCGAGCCGUGUUUGGAUGGGGGGCUUUACAUGUUGGUGUUUUGCUGGCGUUGAUCCAGGGGCCUGGGAUGCUGCUGGCUGCUCCGGUGGGUUGGAUGAAAGAUAGGAUCGGGUCGCGUGCUCCGACGGCAGUGGCACUUUUCGGGUUGUUGCCUUUUGUCGUACUGUUGGGGGUGCCUGGUAGUGGGUUGUUUCCGGGGAUGGGGGUGCAAGGUUGGGAAAAGAGUCUCUAUGUGGGUUGUAUGGCGUCGAUUGGAUGUCUUCUGUCCUUGCUGAAUGGGGUGGGCUCGAUGCAGGCGACUGAAACGAUCGACUUGCUCGAAGCACACCAGCCUGGUAUCUUUGGUCCUAAGGGAGGGUAUUCUCGCGCGAUAGCUGUGACUAGUAUGACCUGGAUGACUGGACUGUUGGCCGGUCCUCUUCUGGCGGAGUUCGUGGUGGGCAAUUUCGGUUACUUCGAGUUGCAAUGUUGCCUUGGGGUCUUGUCUUUUACAGCAGGGCUUAUCGCUCUGGUUUUCCUGGGCUCUCCUGUGUCGAAGUCUACGGAACAGCAAGAUGUGUUGUAUCAAUGA